CAGUUGAAAACAUCCGGCAGUCUGUGCACGUGUGGGCUUACACCUAAAACAUGUGUCAUAUUCUACAGUAUAAUAAACUAUAUAUGUGUCGAGGAAAAGCAGCAUACGUAUUAUAGACUGCUCAAUCUGCAAGCUUAAUCGUCAGCUAGCUAACGUUGGCUACAUCGCUAUCAGCCAGUUGAUCUGGUUUGGACUCAUCAGUCUGCAGCAUUUCUAACGUUACUACUAAGUUAGCUAGCUAUUCAAGAAAUUUGGGUUGGAUUCUGUUGGGCUUGAUUUUUAUACUGUACGUUGCAGGGCUUGGCUCUAUAUUUCACGAACUCAACUGACACGUAGUAGCAUUUAGCUACAUACUCAUCCCCAUGGCUGGAAGAGGCAGGGGUCGUGGAAGGGGUCAGAUGACCUUCAACCUGGAGGACGUGGGCAUAGGAAGGGGAGACAGCCUUCCCCCCACCACAUUUAAGCCCUCACCCCUCUUCCCUCCCAUGCCAGCCCAGCCUGUGCCCCUGCAGACAGGAGAUGAGGUGGAGUACAUGCUGGCUCUGAAACAGGAGAUGAGGGUCGCCACCAAGACACUGCCCUUCUACAUCAGACGGGCCGCUCCCAAAAGAGUAGAUGUCGAUCGCUAUUCUGAUAAGUACCAGAGUGGAGAGCCCAAGGACAGCACCAUCGAGUGGAGCCCAGACUGGAGCAGAUUGCCUAAAGAGCUUUGCAUUAAAGUGAGAAAACCUCAGGGUAAAAGACCUACAACUCAAGUUAAACGGCCAAAGAAACCUCUUGUGGGAAAAGAGGAGAUUCUCACCAAGCUAGAGAAUCUCGAAAAGAAAGAAGAGGCGGUAAAUUCAGAGGAAGAGGAGGACGAGGAGAAAAAGAAGACGAACGAGGAAGAAGAACAGGCAGAUGAAGAGGACUAUGAGGAAGACUUUGAAGAGGAUACCGACUACAUCAUGUCUUACUUUGAAAAUGGAGAGGAGUUUGGAGGGGACAGUGACGACAACAUGGACGAAGCAACUUACUGAGAGACCGUAAGAGGCCUGAUAACACUGAAUAGACAAAACGAGAUGGCCUUGAGUUAUCCUCCCUGCGGACGUAGUUAUAGUAUUCUAAUUACUUGUGGAGUCAUUGGCCAUGGGAACAAAAACAUUGACCGGUAUAGUAUAAAACAUGGAAAGAACAAUAUACUGCUAUCUGAUAACCUAUGUCCAAGACAUGGAAGGUGGUGACUACUGUUGGAAACAGUGGCUCAAUGUAGACUUCUAGAGAGAAUACUCAGACAUUUUCUUAUUGUAUGUGGGGAUUUAAAGUGCCAAAGAUACUAACAAGUCAUACUGACUGUUCCCCUUUCUUCAGCUAUGUUGAGGUAGUAAUGGGAGCUGAUGUAUUUACAGGCUAUUAAUGCCUUUUAUAACUUUAAUAGAUUUUAUGGUUUUAAUCAACAUAUGUACAAUUGCAGUAGUAUAGGGUUUUUAAAGUAAAUACAUGUUUUAAAGACAGGUAUUUUAGCUUUUGUAAUUCCUUGGUGUAGCAAUCUUUUUUUAAGUGUAUACGACAAUCAAAGGUUGUAAUUAUUGUUUUCAAUGUCUUAGCUAAUCAAAAAAAUAGCAUUUGUUUUUAAAAAAUAUUUUAUUAAUGUAAUGUCAAAUUAUGUUAUGCGAGUUGACAAUUUGAAAGUGUUGAAUUUGAGUCUAAAUACAUUUGAAAUAACCAUAGCAAAUAUUCGUUUGUAUCAACCAACCAACAGAUGGCAUAUUAUAUAAGGUAAAUCAAGUGUGGUGUAUGUUCACUGUGUGUAAUUGGUAGGUUAUGCAGUUGACAAAAAAAAGUUUCACCAUUGCCAAUUAAAAGGAGCAGGGAUGGAAUUGGGUGUGAACAUGUGGAAACUCAUGACAUGUAAAAAGUAUUUUUUGAGCUGAAUUCCUGGUAAUUUAUAGUGGUGAGCUCGCAGAAUUUCUUUCUUGUUCUUUUUUUUUCUACCCAUAAAAAGGAGUGUUCCUCUAUUUCAUUUAACAAGGUUUAACAUCCUGCCGUCCAAGUUGAAAAGACAACCCUUGAAAUGCAAGCCUAAUCUGACUAGCUUUGAAAAGCUUUUUUUUAAACUCAGAAUAUCAGCCUUGUAAAGUCUUAUGCUCUUUAACCAUUGGAUUUUGAGAAAUUCUAUAUAUAAACAACAUCAAUAAACGUGGUUGCAGGUAGCCUCAAGGUUAAA
This is a messenger RNA of Coregonus clupeaformis (lake whitefish), 2206 nucleotides long. RefSeq names its product DNA-directed RNA polymerase III subunit RPC7-like. Gene Ontology annotation, cellular component: RNA polymerase III complex. The record is from RefSeq and is a predicted model, not a curated record. NCBI's taxonomy places the organism in Eukaryota, Metazoa, Chordata, Actinopteri, Salmoniformes, Salmonidae. Bases 363 to 1019 code for a protein of 218 amino acids. Gene Ontology annotation, biological process: transcription by RNA polymerase III. The transcript is spliced from 8 exons.